This is a messenger RNA of Coniophora puteana RWD-64-598 SS2, 1823 nucleotides long. RefSeq lists its product as uncharacterized. The record is from RefSeq and is a predicted model, not a curated record. Gene Ontology annotation, biological process: regulation of DNA-templated transcription. Gene Ontology annotation, molecular function: DNA-binding transcription factor activity. The transcript has 3 exons. Bases 161 to 1459 code for a protein of 432 amino acids. NCBI's taxonomy places the organism in Eukaryota, Fungi, Basidiomycota, Agaricomycetes, Boletales, Coniophoraceae.
GUCGGCAACAGAUCUGUAGAGCGGUCGUACUUAGUUAAAACGCGCGGUAUAAAUCCGGAGGUCCUCCUCAGAGGUACGAAAGACUCUGGACCAUACCCCGCUAUUCCCUCUCAGAGCUUCCUACGAGCCACACAAAGCUCAUUCAUCUUACGGUCUUGUCAUGUCCUCCAACUCCUCGGUCACUUCUUCACCCAACACCAUGUCUUCCGAAGCCCCUUUCCUACCCCAUCAUCCUUCGCCUUCGCGUGCAUCCUCUUGGGGUGGACCUUCGUCCGUCACCUCCCAGUCCAGUGGAUUGGAUUACUACGGAUUGCCUCCAUCUCCUCACUCCGACAACUCCACUCUUGUUGGCUCGCCCCUGUCCUCUAUCAAGGCGUUGCGGUCGGCUCAGCUCACUCCGGACUCGCUCUGCGACUCCGAGCAGCAGCAGCUUUGCCUCCCCACUCACCAGGUCUUUGACCUUCCCGACACCAGCAAUGUCUCGUCUCCAUCUCCAUCUUCCAGUGCUUCCCCUUCCCCUUACGAGCCAUCGACCAGGGGUGAGAAGCGUUCGCUGUCCCCUACGCCCGGCGCAACGCGGAGGAAGAGCACUGGCGAGCGCGUCACCACCAAGGACUUUGUCCCUCCCGACGUCUCUGGCUUAACCAAGCGCGAAGCGCGUCUGGUGAAGAACCGGGCCGCCGCCUUCCUCAGCCGGCAGCGCAAGCGCGAAGAAUUUGAGGCCAUGGAAGUUCGGGUCAAGGAGCUUGAAGCCGAGGCCGUGAAAUUUGCUGCCAUGUCUCAGCAGGGCGGCAUGAGCACUGAAGUGGAGAAACUUCGGGCGCAGCUCGCUGAGGCUGAGAAGCGUGAGCAAGCUCUUCGAAGCACUCUCGCGCGUCAGCCGAACGUGAAGAUCGAGAGUAUCGACAAGCCAAUGGCCUCCUCGUCGCGCGAGGCCUCUGCGUCGCUCCGCAACGGCCACAGGCUUGGUUUUGUUCCAGUGCUCUCUGGCGCUUUGACUUCGUAUCUCGGUAGCGACAGCUGGCCACAGGUUCCCCAGUUCGAGAUCGAGCCGGAAGUGCUCGAUGUCUUCGCUAGCCUCGAGGUCUCGUAUGCUCCGUCGAGCGAUGGUCGUGGCCGCGUCCGCAUCCACCGGCCCCUGGCUGUCCCCGUCAAGAACGAGAGCCGCUCCCCAUCUUCUAUGCAGGCCUGGCCAGUAUCCGGCAUGAACAACUUCGGUUCAUCAUUCUCGAACCCGAUGAUGGCUACCCACUCACUACCCACGGCCAGCGAGCUCGACCGUCUCGGCCCUUUCAUGGGCAUGGGCGCUGGGCAGCAGCGGUUCGACGUCGACAUCCCUUCGACACCAUCAUUUUACGAACACCCUGGAUCGAUGGGUCACCAUCAGCUCGCCGAGGCUGGCUUCGAUUACGACCCACGUUUCUACAACCAGUAUACCCCUCGGAUGUGCAAAGCAUAAAGAUAAUAGCUUGAGCAGCCGUUUUUUCGGGGGCAUUUGUAAUCUGUAAUCUUCUUGUUGUUGUACGCUUCUCUUUGGUUUCUCGAGCUCUGGGCGUUUAUUCCGGUUGAGUCCAGCUUUGGUUGAUAACUUAUAGGCGUCGUAACAUCUCCCCACUUCUAUACCCUCAUGGUGGAGUUGACUUGCACCGCCGUGCAUCGCUAUACCUCUUACGAGCCUUAAUGCUUGCUUAAAAGUAAGUUAUGACGCCUGCAUCGCCCCGGGUAACCCUGUGUUGGUUGUUUGCUCUGUAGUUCACUGUACAUUACCACCACUUCGCAUAUUUAAACCCGCAUGCAUUUUAACAUCUAUGAUACGUACCUAG